AUGUCACUGCCUAACAAUUCGAAAGACCUACCUGAAUCGAGGUCUAUGGCUGAUAAUUCUAAAGGAAGUUUUAAACUUCCUCCAAUUUCGUUUUUAUCACAUCAACAACAGACAAACCAACUCCCUCUGGCUUCCAAUUUGGGGAUUAUCAAUUUCAUGAGUGCUGAAACGAAAAAUCAGCCCAAAGAGCUUGAGCAUAUUGAUAAGAAGGUUAAGCUUGAAGGUAUCAAUGAGAAAAAAAUACGUGAUGCCAAUGAUAACCAAUAUUCGUCGGAUCCUGGUCUUGGGUUUGAGACAACACAAUCCGAAAAAAGGGAAGAUAAUGGUAACUCAUCUGACCCGGGAUCCGCUGAGCAAGGAAAUAUAACUACAAAUACAGGUGAAAAGGUGUCAAAUACUAUUUCGACGAAUCUGGACUCUCAAAAUAGGAAUAAUUUGGAUCUUCGUCAUCAUCAUCAUCACCACCACCACCAUGCAGUGGGCCCUCAUCAUCACCACCAUCAUCAUCAUCACCACUAUCAUGGGGAUGAAGAGAAAAACAAUCCACAGGAUACUAUAGAAGGUACUUCAGAUACAAAUAACUCCCCGGCUCCGUCAUUAAAUAACGACGAAGGAAAUGGAAACCAUAAAGAUACACGGGGUCUGAUUUCUGUUUCUCCCGCUAAUAAUGGCUCGAAAGAUAAAAAUGAAAUAUCAAGUGUCUUAAAACAGAAAUCUAUCGAGAAAUAUAGAGGUCUGGUAAAAUUAAACAAAGGGCCCAUUAUAGAUAUCAUCAAGGAAUAUUUUCCUGAAAGGCGUAACUUAGGGUCAUUAGUGUACAAUCCCACAACCAGCUGGCUAACCUUACAAACUGAUCAAUUAACGGGGUUAAAACCAGAACAUCACGAACGAUUUAAUGAGAUAAAAAGAAACUAUUUGGAUAUUCUUCAGGAUAAACGUAAUGCUCCGCCCACCAAACUUAUUCCGGUUAUACCACCACUACCUACUGAAUAUGUGAAUUCUAUAAUUGAGAUUAAGAUACCUUUUAGGUUCGUUAAAUUCUUUAAAGAAAACAUGGAAAUGCACGAGGGUUACGUUAAGAAUAGGAACCUUUGGGGAGGAGCUAGUGGAGUCUAUACCGAUGAUUCAGAUAUUUUAACAGUGCUCGUUCACUUAGGCUUAUUUAGUGAUUCUAUCGAUUUAUCUGAAUGGAACGUCGAGUGGACUUCUUCUGAUUUCAUACGACCCUUAAAUUCAAAUGGUGACUUUAUAGGGGAUUUGUCAGUUGAGGUGUUAUUACUUCCUUCCUUACCAGAAUAUCAUGGAUUUUUCGCUAAUGGUGUCAAUUCCAGGUCUUGGUUGGGCGUCGAUAAGCAUGACGGUCAAUCAAUAGCUGUAUACAAUGUCAAGUGGGAAAAUUACGGAGCAUUUUUGCAGAACCCCAAUAUUUUUAAGCAAUACCAAUUGGAGAUGAGAAAUGAUGAAUUCAUCUCGAAACAGGAAGCAAGAGAGCAGGAAGGUUGGAAAUUUGAUUAUAAGUACUUCAAGAAGCUCAAACAAAAAUACGAAAACCAAGAAAAUAAGUCGGUGCUCCUGGAAGGUGUUUCUUAG
Priceomyces carsonii is the source of this 1590-nucleotide messenger RNA. It is a transcript of the gene RXT3, whose product is annotated as Rxt3p. The coding region runs from base 1 to 1590 and encodes 529 amino acids. The record is from RefSeq and is a predicted model, not a curated record. The transcript has a single exon. NCBI's taxonomy places the organism in Eukaryota, Fungi, Ascomycota, Pichiomycetes, Serinales, Debaryomycetaceae.